Molecule: messenger RNA, 2239 nt
Organism: Exophiala mesophila
Lineage: Eukaryota; Fungi; Ascomycota; Eurotiomycetes; Chaetothyriales; Herpotrichiellaceae
Exons: 6
Coding region: 514-1995 (493 amino acids)
Biological process (GO): transmembrane transport
Cellular component (GO): membrane
Molecular function (GO): transmembrane transporter activity
Source: RefSeq, a predicted model, not a curated record
AAAUUGAAUGAGCCAUGUCAAAGCAUUCACGUCCGCCAGCUAAGAACAAGACACCUCGGACAAUAUGGCAUCUCCAAAAGGCCGUUUCUGGAACAUGGACACCGAGGCAUGUGGCAUCCCCAUCUCUCCUUUCUCCUUGCCAUCUCCGCCGAGACGACCAAGACUCUUCUCAGAACGUCAACCCCGGUAUUCUCCCACCACCAAAAUGCUCAUCACCGUGCUUCAGCGGGGCCAAGCGCCAAGUAGGUAGAGUGGAAAUUCAGCCGGCGGCGCCGCCGGCUCCUUGGUGUGAGGGGAGGCGGAACCGGGGAGAGAUAGAUGCGGGGAGGAGAUCCACGAUGAGAUACCUAGGUAUGAGGGAUUGCAUUGGGUCGAGACAAGUAUAGAAAGGGUGAACAUGGCCGCCUCGGGCCACCUUUGGCGAUCAUUUACUUCUCCCAGGGUUCACUAUCUCUGGGAACAACACCGUCCCUUUCUGUCAUCUAGCCCCAACCUACCUAUCUACCACGCAACAUGGCAACCACGAAACAAGAUGCCGCUGAGAUUGAAAGGGCGUCUCCCGCAAGGAGUUUGACCAACUCUCAAGAAAAGGAACCCAUCAUUGAAGCACUUGACGAUGAUCCUGUCUACAGCUACCAAGAACAGCGCAAGAUUAUCCAACGCCUUGACUGGCGCCUCAUCACUGUUGCCGGCAUCAUCUAUAUGAACAGUCUAAUGGAUCGAGCCAAUCUACCAAACGCGGCUAUUGCUGGCAUGAACGUAGACCUUGACAUGGAAGAUGGAUAUGGAUAUUCAAUCAUUGCCCUCGUUUUCUUCGUUACCUAUACUCUCUUCCAACCCCCGGCAACCAUUCUGACGAGAAAGCUCGGCCCACGACCUUUUCUAUCAGGAAUCUGUCUGGCUUGGGGUGCAGUCAUGGUGGGUUUUGGUUUUGUUCAGACCUGGCAAACUUUGAUCCCAUUACGACUGCUCUUGGGUCUCUUCGAGGCUGGCUACUUUCCAGGUGUUGUCUAUUUGAUUUCAACGUGGUAUUCCAGAUACGACAUGCAGAAGCGAUAUGCGGCCUUCUACGCACUCGGUCUAGUGUCGGCGGGUUGCUCCGGCAUUCUCGCAUAUGGCUUGAUGCAAAUGGAUGGCCUCGGUGGCCUAGAAGGCUGGCGAUGGAUUUUUAUCAUCUUUGGUCUCAUGACUGUCGCUGCCGCCGUUAUCGGUGUUCUCUUCCUCGUCGACUUCCCAGACGUUGCUGUUAAUAAGCAAAAUUGGAAGUUUUUGAGUAAAGAAGAGAUCGAAUUUAUCCUCCGUCGAAUCAACAAGGAUAGACAAGAUGCGAGUUCCGAGCCAUGGAACUUUAGAGCAUGGCUGUCCGCGGGAAAAGAUUGGAAGAUUUGGAUGUUUGCACUUCAAUUCUUCUCGCUUACGACUCAGACGUAUUCCAUCGCUUACUUCCUCCCAAUUAUUCUCCGCCAGAACAUGGGAUUUUCGAUCGGCGACUCACAGAUGCUGACAGCACCUCCGUACGGGGGAGCUGCUAUUGUCAUGUUUAUUUGUGCUUGGGUUGGUGAUAAGUAUCGCGUCCGUGGACCUUUGAUGCUUUUCACUUGCUCCCUUUCUCUGAUUGGAUUGCCACUUUUGGGAUGGGCUGAGAGCGCUGCUGCUCGAUACUGUGGUACAUUCCUGAUUGCAGCCGCGGCGAAUGGCGGCGUGCCGACCGUCAUGGCAUAUCAAGCCAACAAUAUUCGAGGCCAGUGGAAGCGUGCAUUCGCUUCAGCUACCCUAGUGGGUUUUGGCUCCAUCGGUGGUAUUGCUGGCAGUACUGUGUUCCGCACGCAAGACAGUCCAACAUUCCGACCCGGUAUCUGGGCAUGUAUCGCGGUGAACAUUAUGAUUAUCAUUAUUGUAGCCAUCAACACAUACGUUUUCCGGCGACAAAAUAGGAGGGCUGAUCGAGGCGAGGUCAUCCUCGAGGGUGAUCCAAACUUUCGAUAUACGAUCUAAAGUGGCAUUCUGAGAGAGCUGUCCGCCAAGAAACGAACGACGACAGCCCCUGCUCCCAUGGCAUACGCGGACUCGACCUUCAAACAGUCAGAACACUUGGGCUAGACCCGGUACGCUGGAGUGUCUGGACAGGGACCUCAUGGGUCUUCUACGAGAUGAGUAUUUUGAGGGUGAUAAGUUGGCAUACACAUUGUGUUCUGAUGCAUGGGGCCUGCUACCCUGUAGUUGCUAGUCUUCAAUUUAG